AUGAGCUUGGACUCGCUGUUACCCAUCGCUCCUGCGAGGGUGAGGGCAUUGAUUCUUCCGCUAGGCCAGAUCAGAAGUGACCGUUUCUUGUCCUUCGUCGAGCGCCUGCGGCCUGAACAUGCCGUCUCCUUGCGGGAUGUCACCCCCGAUGGGCGGCCGAACAGAAGCAAGUCUCCCCUAAGUUUCUUCGGCGUAGCGCAUGCGUUUACUAACCGCUGGGCGGCAGACAUGUUCUCGCCCUUGGCUUUCCCACACGGCACCGUAUUCUACGAACUAGUUACAAAUACACCCCCGCCCUCCCACCUCGCCCUCCUGCCUUUCGACUUUUAUCGCGAACCGCUUGCCGUCAUUGCAGUCGCCGAUGGCACUGAACUUGACCGUGUGACUUUUAACAAACGCCACUCGAACACGGCGCCAACCAUUGCCGAACAAAACAUUAGAACUCUGUACCAGGAAUUGGAGGAUCUACGAGACCGCUUCGGCAAGGCGCUGGUUCACCAAGUCUUGAUCUUCGACCAUGUGCCGGCGAAAGAUAACCCGGUACACCUGCCUGAGGGCCUCAUCUCUAUACCACCGCCGGACGAGUGUAAGCGGACGACGAUGAAGACGAUAAUGUGCGACAUUACGUCGCAACUCUUGGCCGAAAUGACAACCGUGGCCAAGAUGUACGAGGCAUACUCUACCAUCGAAUCCCCUGGGCAGUCUCAUGCAAUGAAGCAUGUGAACGGCGCAUCCUGGGAUCUCGGUAGCUCUCCGCCAACGAACAAAAGAAAUUCACAAUUUGCGCCUACCCCUCAGAGAUCAAGCUCUACCAGCGGGCUGCCUGAUAGGCACAUGCAUCGCAUGUCAAUGCCCGUUGCGCCCUCGAAAUCGAACUCCAUGAUACCGUCAACCAGCUCAACCCCGGCCCGUUCUUCAACUCCUGUCAGGAGUGGGCUAUCGAACCCACCAACCACUUUUGAUGACUUGGCUGCCAGUAUCAGCAGCGGCUCUUCGACCCCUGACCCGACUCCGCUGGCUGGAGACCAUUUUAGGUCGGAUAGUUCAGAUCGAGUCUCAGUGCAAGGCUUUGGUUCUGGUGGAUCGAACGAGCGUUCGAGGGCGAAAGGGAAGGGGAGAGUGACCAUCAUGCUUGGUUCCCUCUACCUGCAAGCUGGACGUUGGACCGACGCUUUGAAGGAACUCAUAGACGGCGCUACCGUGGCUAGGUCUAUCAAUGACCACAUCUGGCACGGCAAGGCCCUCGAGUUGAUCACCGUCAGUCUCUUACUUCUUGGAUGGGCAAAUAUAGAGUUUGCAAUUCCCACCGUAUGCCUGCCGCCACAAGACAAGUCGACAGCCGCAACUAUGGCUGCAUUGGAGGCGUCGACUACUGAUCCCAGCCAACCGAAGCACAUCCGGAACCUUCAAAUUAUACUACCAGAUCUUUUGGAACGCAUCGUGGGUCUGUACUCCAGGAUAUCGGCAGAGCACUUGCCGCCGUUGCCCUUGGCUGAAACCACAAUUCGAUUCUGUAAGAUUCUCUCCGCUCUUCAUCUUGCUGACGGAAAGCUGGGAGAACGAUCAAUGGGUAUGAUCAUCUUUGGUAAGCUGCCUUCAAAGCCUUUGACGACAGCGCCUCGUUUGAUCGUUACUCCAAGCCGACAGCAGAUCACUACCCUCCUCUUUCGAGCUUUCCCUUCUUCUGCAUCGGAGCUUCUUACCAUCGCCGACCGAGCUUCCAUCUUGGCCGGAAUUGCAUCGGUUCUAGGGCCACUUGGGUAUCAUCGUAAAAAGGCUAUGGUCACCAGAGAGCUUGUUUCGGUUCUCAUCAGUGGUUUAGUCGAGGCUCGCACCCGAGGUGCUGCGGAAAUGGGUAUUCACCCUGCAGCAGGCCUGGUUGCUCUGAACGCUGCCAAUGGCCACACCAACAGUGCAGUUGCUCUUGAGCUGGGCGAGGGAGAUGUCGAGCAGGGGAUAGAAGCUUUCCUUGGCCUUCUGUGCAAGUCCUACGGCAUCGUAGGUUUUGACUUGAAAAAGGAACUUUCAGAUGUUGCCAUUGCUAGCGAAGACUCGGAUGCUGCUAUUCUCGAUAGAAUUCGAGGACAGUCAGCCGCAAGAUUCUUUGGGUUUACCAGCGUCAAACUGAAUAUUUUGAGAGCUUGCAUUAACUUUUCUGAGGCACUGCCCGACUUCAAUGGUGUCUUGAAGUUUUCAAGCGAUUUGCUUCGAACAGCGGGAUCUGGUGUCGCCCCUGGGCCGCGUAAAGAAGAUGCAUCCCCUGUUAUUUCUCGCGACGAGCAGAUCCGCCUGGUGACGAAUAUUGCAAAGACUUCGAAUCUGUCAAAAAGACUAGGCCUGGAUCAUCUGGCUGCCGAGUACUGGGAUGAGUUUUUCGUCCGAGGUAUAAGCUUGGAACCAUUACCUAGCACUAGAAUUCCCGUUCCUCACGCAAAAAGCACUAUUCCGGGGGCCGUCACGGCAAGAACAUCACAGGACGUCAACCCCUUUAUUUAUAAUCCGUUCUUAAAACAGCCCGACAAAGCCACCGUCGAACAUACCCUGGUUGCAAACGAACCGGCGACCUUCAAAGUCACUCUGCAGAACCCUUUUGAUAUCGAGGUUGAUGUCGAGAGUAUUCGUUUGGACACAACCGGAGCAGAGUUCGAAUCGCAUGCUGAAAGCACCAUCAUUGGCCCCUAUCGAACGCAGAUAUUAAAGGUUUCAGGGACUCCCAAGAGCGCUGGUGCCUUGAAGGUCACGGGUGCGAUUAUUCGCGUCCGUGGCUGUCGAGAGCGGCGAUUCCCAAUCUUCACUCAGCCGUGGACUCCACAAACGGAGCUGAAGGUUAAGGCCACCGGUCUCCCUGCCCUAGAAAGCAGCAUCUCGUCAGGGACCAUUGUUGGUCAGCCAUUGAAGGUUGAAGAGGUUGGCUUGAAUGUCAUUCCCCAACAACCCGUCGUCAUCGUCAAGUCGACGACGCUUCCUCAAGCUUCCAUUAUGGUGCUUGAGGGGGAGAGACAAGUUUUCUCUGUCACUCUGCAGAAUUUGUCGCAAACGACCCCGGCAGAUUUUAUGUUGUUCUCAUUCCAAGACUCAACGCAAGGACCACUGCAAGCAGGGAUUAAUAAUAGAGACGCCACCCCGGCCGAGCUCUACGAGUAUGAGUACAUCCUGAUGAAGCGACAGGCUCUCAGGAGGUUGAAAAAGAAGGAAGCCGAGAAACGAUACAUAGCUCCAGGUGGCACUGCCACCUUCGACUUUGAAAUCUUAGGUAAACCAGGGUUGACGAAUGCCGCCAUUCAAAUCGACUAUGCUUAUCUUGGAGUACCCCCCGAAGAAGUCACAGAGCAAUUCCACACCCGCCAGGUUGCUCUGCAGCUGACUGUUACUGUCAAUGCUAGCGUUGAGCUCACCAGACUGGACGUUCUUCCUCUUCAGGGACCUGUGCCCCGACCGCUACUCACCCUCACCCACCUAGAGUCAAAAUCCGACCCGUCUACACUUGCAGACGAGUAUUGUUUGCUGUCUAUGGAUCUCCGCAAUGCCUGGCCUAACAACAUGGAGGUUCAAUUGGACGGCGAGGAAGGCAUCUUAAUUGAAGAGCAUGUUCUUCCUGGCAACACCAGUCGUGUCAUCGUUCCUAUUCGGCGGAUAUAUCUUGACGAUCCUCAUGCUUCCAUUCCAGCCUUGAAUCCUUCGAGACAACGGCAAUUCGUCGUCAGUACCAGCAAAAUUACGCCAGAUAUGGAGCGCUCCAACCGCGAGGCAUUCUGGUACAGAGAAAAGAUCCUCACAACACUUACGGCUAGAUGGAAAACUGUUUCCGGUCCGAAGCGAAGUGGUUACAUCGAUCUACGGAGCCUUAGACUCUCUCCUCGUAUGAUGGACGCUUUGAGAAUCGACGACAUUGGAAUUGAUAUCUGCGUCAAAGACAACAUCGCGGACAAUGGCGGUUCGAUUGAUCACUCCAUCCUAGUCGACAAUUUCGUACAGAUUAAGAUUGACAUCACCAAUCGCUCGGCUCAGCCAGUCUAUCCGAUGUUGCGAUUGAUGCCGGCUCUGUGCCAUCGCCCUCUUAAUGUCGCUUUAGACUUCACCAGAAAGUUUGCCUGGAACGGCACCCUACAACAAGCACUUCCACUGCUGGCCGCCAAAUCUAGCGUCGAAGUGGAAAUCGAAGCAAUGGCCUUGUGUCGGGGUGAGUUUGAGAUCGCGGCAUCGAUUGAAGAAUACCAGAUUUGGGAAGAACCCAAGGAAGAGAAGGAGAAAGACAAGGAGAAGGAAGGUCGACAAAGGUCAGACACUCAGACGAUGAUGAACGCGCUCCUAGGCGUGAAGGAGCGGCGCAUCUGGCAUUCGAGACAACCCUGCGUCAUCCAAGUGAUAGAUCACGACUAG
Molecule: messenger RNA, 4380 nt
Organism: Colletotrichum truncatum
Lineage: Eukaryota; Fungi; Ascomycota; Sordariomycetes; Glomerellales; Glomerellaceae
Product: hypercellular protein
Cellular component (GO): trans-Golgi network
Source: RefSeq, a predicted model, not a curated record